AAAUCAAUAAAUAUUUUAUAAAAACGAAUACUUUUACGCUGCACUUAUUUAGGUUUUUUUUAAAUAAAGUUAUAAAUUUUUUCAGUAAAAAAAUGUUUUAUUGAAAUAUAUUUUAUAUAAAAAUUUGUUUUUUAGAUUAAAUAGUAAAAAAACUAAUAAAAUGCCACCGAAAAAAAAAUUUAGAAGUAAUAAGUUGGAUGAAAUAUUUUUAGUUAAAAAUUUAAUCUUCAAACUUCCAGCAAAGAAAUUUGCGACUGCUAAAGAGGUAAUUCAAUAUUAUCUCUUUCUACGAAAAUCAAAAAGUGAAGCAAAAGUAAAGUGCUUAGUAGGUUGUCCUAACAAAAGUUCUUCUUUUAUACCUAACUGCCCAGUUAAUCAGUCUGCAUACUAUCUAAACUGAUGCAUACUAUCUAAACUGAUGGAUCCUUGGAUACUUGGUGGAUUUAAAGUGCUUACAACACAAAAGCUAAGAAUUAAAGUUGAGAAGUUGUUAAAGGAGUGGGUGAAAUUAAAAGAUAAAAGAAACAGAACAAAUCUUGCUGAAGUAAAAAAGAGACACUUAUUUGAAGAACAAAUGAAUUAAGAAUUUUGGAUUGGAGAACAUCCUCAUGUAAUGUUUGGGGAAAUACUAAAAGAUAAAAUGAGAAGAGUGAAAGACAAGGAAGAAGAUAUUGCUUUUUUAAAAGACCAACUUGGGGAAAGGAAAGGAUGUCUUGGAGAUAGAGAUAAAAGAUACGAGUAUUCUGUUGAAAGAAAUAAAAGAAGCAAAUCAAAUUUAGAAAAAAAGCUAUUAGCAGAGUUAGAUACAAAUGAUUUAGAUUAUCUAAGUUCUUCUAGUUACACUUUGGAAAAUUUAGUCCAAGAAACACUAGUUACACUUUGGAAAAUUUAGGCCAAGAAACAGAUAUCGACUUUGAUAUUAAUGAGAUUCCUAAUAUUCAAAAUUCUGUUCUUCUUCCUAAAAAUAUACUUGAGUCUACCGCUCAUACAGCAGUUGGGGAGGGUAUAACACUGCACCAACAUAUAGCUUUGAUUGGUAGUGUUAUUGUCAUGACUGGUGGCUCUGUAGCAAACUUUAGAUGUUCUAAAUCCACAUCUUAUAGAGCUGCAGAGAACAUAAUAUCUGCCGGAGCAAAAGAAAUAAGAGAAUAUAUAAAAAACACUGUAGUAUCAUCGAACUCACUAAUGACCAUACACUUUGAUGGAAAAAUAGUAAAUGAGUUAACGGCCAGAAAGCAAUUAAGAAAAGAUAAAAUUGCAGUUUUGGUGAGGAUUGAUGGGAAAACAGAACUACUUGGCAUUCCUCCAAUAGAAUCUAGUUCAGGGGAUAAUCAAAAGCAAGCAAUUUUUGAAUUAAUGGAGUUUUUUGGAUUAGAAGAUAAAGUUCAAUGUCUCUGCUUCGACACAACUUCAGCAAAUACAGGAGUUUGGCAAGGUACUUGCAUGAGAUUAGUUUGUCAAAUUCAACGACCAUUGUUGCUGAUUGCAUGUAGACAUCAUGUAAUUGAGCCUCACAUAACUCAUUUCUGGAAGAUUUGCCCAAGCAGCAAAACUUCUGGUCCAGAAAAUAAGCUAUUUGAACUUCUAAAAAAAAAUUGGAACUGUAUAGAUACUGAAACUAAGGAACUGAAAAGAAUAUUAAUACCACUUGGAACAUGGAUAUACACUCAAAAAUUAGUUGCUAUUGAGUUUUGUAAUAAUGUGAUCAAUUUGAAGAUUUUUAAAAAGGAUGGAAACAUUAGAAAAGAAUACCAAGAGCUAGCUGAACUUACUCUAAUGGAACUAUCGUCAAAUAGGUUUAAAUUUCAUUUACCGGACCAGUUCACCAUUCAAGAUUCAUGGGAAAAGGUUUUAUACUAUUUAAAAUUAUAUCUAUUAAUGAAUGAAAUCUCAAACCUCACUGACAAAGAAAAAGAAGAAAUAACUGGUAUGGUUUUAUUCAUUUCCCUAUUCUAUACAGAGUGGUUUCUAAUGUCAGAGCUAAGCUCUUUAGCACCAGGACAAGAUGUGAAAGCUUACUGGCAAAUGAAAAGGUUUGAAGAAUGGAAUCUACUUGGCUCCCAAGCUGUUGCGAGCUCUAUUCUCAGACAUACUUGGUAUUUAGAUCCCACUUUGGUAGUUUUCGCCCUAGCUGAUGAAAAAUGUAUGGAACGCAGUGAUAUGGCCAAGAAACUGUAUAGUUUAUCAAGAUUUCCAAAUGAAAAUUUCCCUUUGGAGCGCCAAAUAAUGGACCAAUUUGUAUUGAAAAGUCUUAACUUCCGUAAACAUGAGCCUCCCAGUUUAGCUCCAUUAAUAACAGACAAGUUGUGGCUAAUUUUUGACAUGUUUAGACAUGGAAAGGCAGAAACUCAAUGGAUGAAGACACCUCCAGAGUUUUGGAAAUUCAAUGAUUUUUAUCUAGAAUUUAAAGCAACAGUCAUAGGACUUGAUGUUGUUAAUGACUUCUCUGUAAGGGCGGUUAAAUUAGUUUAAGACCUAAUAAAUAGAGCAUAUUCCGAGGAGAAAAGGCAGGACACCCUUCUCUUUACAAAUAGUUACAAGAAAAACAGAAAAAGUAAAAAAAAAAUUUAUUACAAAAAGGCCGCUAGCAGAAAGAAAAUCUAAUUGUUGUUUUUAUUAAAAAAUUUUAAAAAUCUUUGUUUUAAUUAGAUAACUUA
This is a messenger RNA of Hydra vulgaris (swiftwater hydra), 2657 nucleotides long. The record is from RefSeq and is a predicted model, not a curated record. Lineage: Eukaryota; Metazoa; Cnidaria; Hydrozoa; Anthoathecata; Hydridae.